AUGGAAACACCAUUAUGUCACCAGCAUUACGAUGAAUCAACGAUACUUACACCACACGCACAUAUGGAGAGAUCGGAUAGAGUAGGAUGCUGCGAGACCCAAUGCAAAGAACAAAACAAGAAGAACUUCGUAAAGGAAUUAUGGAUUUAUGGAGAGCCUGACAACGUUUAUAUGCACUUAGUUCAAGUGAAGUUAGUUGUUGACAUUUCAGAUGAUAUCUUGCCAUUCCUCCUUACUUAUUCUUAUGCGGGCGUCAAGCAACGUCAAAAUGAUAUCGAAAUAGUUUUACAAAAUCAACACUUCAUCUUGCAAGAACAUAUUGAUAAUAGCCUCUUUGAGAUCUGCCAAUACAAAUCACACCAUAAUCCUACUCGGCUUCUAUCUUGUAAGACGAUCCUAUUCAUUCUGAGGUUAUCUUGA
Botrytis deweyae is the source of this 420-nucleotide messenger RNA. RefSeq lists its product as uncharacterized. The transcript is spliced from 2 exons. The coding region runs from base 1 to 420 and encodes 139 amino acids. The record is from RefSeq and is a predicted model, not a curated record. Lineage: Eukaryota; Fungi; Ascomycota; Leotiomycetes; Helotiales; Sclerotiniaceae.